GGUAAAAAAUUAAGCAAGUUAUGGUCAUUUACCUGCAUCAUUAAAACUCAAUGCUAUGCGUGAGCGAGCGCCCUGUCGUAAGAUGGCCGCCAAAAUGCGGACGUUCCACUCAAUUGGCCAUCAGCGCGGACGAGCCAUCUAGCCUUUAUACAUAUCUAUGGAGUUCACACUGACGGGCAACUUCUCUACCUAUUUCCGGUGUGAUGCUCGAGUCUGUCCCAAAAUACGACUCCGGUGCACCCCCGUGGACUCGCAUCAAGGGUCCCUAAAGUCUGGACUACGUGAUGUCAUCAAAGUGUGGACUCUGAGGAGGACCACAAGUCCGUAAUGUGCCAUUUGGUACAGGGCCAGAGAACAACAACAGCAAAGCCUGUAGUCUAUCUAUUUCUUUAAAAUCACUAUAUUGCCACCUGGCGGUGGUUGGAGACCAGGUUAUAGUCAGGCAAUGCUAAAGAGACCUAUCAUUCAUUUCUGAGGAGUUUAUAAGGGUUAAAAUGAAAAUCUUCAGAUUGAGUAGCAGCAUUAAGCACUUCUGGUUUAGAUGAAUUUUAAGUCCAUAUUGCCGCAAUUUUAUUUUUGUAGAUAGUAUUAGACAUUCUAGUCAUUUCAUAUUUAUUUUCAUAGUAGGCCUAUCAUAAUGUAUUUGUAAGGAGGACGCAGAAACAGUGGGAUCCAUUUUGCGGAUGUUUAUUAAAACAAACCAAUCUAGCAAACAAAUCCAAGGCAAGUGGGUAAACAGAGACAGGCAGGCAGGUCAAUAUCAAUAGGCAGUCCAAUCCAGGCAAACAAAGACAAGGGGUAAUCCAAAGGCAAUAAACAGGUAUACAGGCAGUCAGAAUAAACGCUUUGUAUGCAGGGUAAACUGGCAAUACUUUGCGCUAGGCCUAGGCCAGCUUGAAGCUUAAGUAAGGCAAAACAAGAAAUGAUCAGAGAAGCAGAGGGCAGCGCCAUGUCAGUACUCUGGAGAGGGCUCCCUCUGGUGGCACGGCGGUAUGGACGUUACAGUAUUAUACAUUUUUAUUAAUUUAUUUAUUAUUAUAUUAUAUCAACUUUUUCAUUAAAAGUUUGAUCUACAGCACCUUUGAAUAAUAAAAAUAGUAAAUGUUAUUCUAUGACAAAUGUUAAGUGGAGUGCAUAAUUUAUUCACUAAUUGUGUAAAGCUAUUUCAGUAACUUUCAAGUUUACAGAUUUCUGAAACAACAGUAGCAAAAUAAAUACAUUUGCUUAACUUAUUUAAAGUGGUGAUGGUCAUGAGUAUUGACAGUUUAUAUGUAUUCAGUGUGGUCAAAGCAAACUCACUUCCUCUGCUUGAUGUGGGCUACAUUUUUCCUCUGCUCAUAAAAAGAAAGACAGCACUAGACAUCAUUUGUGUUUUAUUCAGGCAACAACAUGAGAAUCACACAGCUUCAAAUCUAUCUGCUCAUAUGGCUUCAAGCUGCGGAGACUUUGGAUCAACUCACAGAUUUGGGACAAAAUGUGACUAUAAACUGUGAUCUGGAUGAAGAAGAGAUUUAUUGGUUAUUACUGAAAACACCAGAUCCUCCUGUGAUGAUAUUACGCACUUUAUCAUCAACAGCUUCAUUCCUCAACAAAACAUUCAGACACAAAUAUUCACUUCAAUCUAAAAAUCAUCUCUUUAUAAAUAACAUCACUAUUAAUGAAUUAGGAGUUUAUUACUGUAUGAAGACAGGUACACCACCAAAAUUCAGCAAUGGCACCAGACUACAUGUUAAUGAGCCAACAGUAAGCCCAAACCAAGUAACUUAUAUACAGCCAAAUCAUACAGUAGUGAAAUACAUUGACCAGAAUGAGAACAGAGUCACACUGUAUCAGACUCUUACCAUCAUACUUGGUCUGCUGAAUGGUGUUUGGUUCAUUGUGGUCCUGGGGAUAUUAAAGGUUUUUGUUGUUGGAAAUAAAAGAUUUGGACAAGGUUCACAACAACUUCAUAACACCGAUCUACACCAGCAUCAAGUUGUAGAGCACCAUCAAGACCCAAAUCAAUUACAGUAUGCAGAAGUGGACUUUUCAAAACUGCGUAAAAAAUAUCGACCCAGCAAAGCCGAUAGUACUUAUGCUGCUCUGAAGCUGCCAAAAUUGCAAACAUAAGCCUAGGACUAAUCUGAUCUUACAGUGUACAGUAUUAUCAAUACAUCAGGGAUAACCUUACAUAUUUACAUAUAUUAGUUAAGAGGUUUUUAUGUGUUUUGAAUAAUUGAUUCAAUGUGGUGACUGAUGCUGCUUAUCCAGUGUGGUUUGUUGUAUAUAUAUUGUGUUUUACUGUUUACAAGUUGUCAAAUAUUUAUUGUUAACAGUAUGUGUGUAGGUUAUAAUAAUACUUCAUCUUAUGUGGUGUUAAGAUUGUCCUUAAAUGUUUUCUGAAGGGGCAGAAAAGACAAAAAAAAAACGUGAGUGUGAGAAAAAAUUGAAUGUGAGUUGAACUUCCUCUCUUUUAUGUAAACGAAAGGUUCUCACGAUACAGUUAAGAGUUUUAAAGCAUGCUUUCAUCUAUAAGAUUAUAAAAACCUUUUUUUACAUUUAACAGUAAAAUGCCUUCAAAAUAUGAAUGUAUAAAUGUAUAAUGGGAUGGAGUUGUUGAGGCUUUUUUGUAGAUGAGCAAUUGCAAUAAAAACUUGUUUCAUGUAACUUUCAUGUAUAGCAUUGCUACAUUCAUAUUAAAAUAAAUGUUCAUUAA
Messenger RNA from Paramisgurnus dabryanus, 2695 nucleotides. RefSeq lists its product as uncharacterized. Lineage: Eukaryota; Metazoa; Chordata; Actinopteri; Cypriniformes; Cobitidae. The record is from RefSeq and is a predicted model, not a curated record.